AUGGUAUUAGAAAAUCCAAAAAAAGCGGAAGAGACAGUGAUAAACAAAAUAGUGAAAAGGCAAGCAUUAAAUGUAUUUGUAGCAGGACUGAGGGAACCGUAUAAUAUAUUAGUAAAGGCUCAGAGUAGGGAUACACUAAGAGAAGCAUAUCAGGUAGCAUUGGAGGAGGAAAAAGCGUUAUUAGCUCAGGAACAUAAUAGGAAACUUUUUGUGAAUAGCGACAAAGGAGUAAAACCAGGUGUUAAGUGUUUUAAGUGUAAUAAAAUAGGACAUAAGAGCUUCCAGUGUUAUAGUAAGAGUACAGGGCAAGGAAAAAAUCAAAGUUACGAAAAGACGAAUAGGGAAAGUGAUAGAAAGAAGUGGGAAGAUCAAGCGAAACAAACGUGUAAUUAUUUUAAGAAACCAGGACACGUAAUGGCAAACUGUUAUAAAAUAAAAAAUAGAACUAGUACCAAGGUGAAAAAUAGUAAUAACAGUAAUGUAAGUAAUGCACCGGUAGCGAACUCAUUACCAGUCAGUGAGUCGCAGCGCGAGUGUUGA
Messenger RNA from Macrosiphum euphorbiae (potato aphid), 540 nucleotides. NCBI's taxonomy places the organism in Eukaryota, Metazoa, Arthropoda, Insecta, Hemiptera, Aphididae. The record is from the annotation of a GenBank genome assembly.